Molecule: messenger RNA, 1143 nt
Organism: Cladocopium goreaui
Lineage: Eukaryota; Dinophyceae; Suessiales; Symbiodiniaceae
Source: the annotation of a GenBank genome assembly
AUGACGUUUUCGUGGUGCUUUCGGCUCAAGGAUGUCUUUGUUGACAUCCCAUUGUGUUGGUUUGUGAACUUGGAUACAUUGCGGCGGAUGAAACUAUGGUCGCUGAGGACCUGGAGCCUCCUAUGCUUGGCCACUUUCUCCGGGGGCAUCCGGACGCAGUCCACGGCGGAGCUCUUGAGGCAGGUGUUCUUCAGCAAUGAAGAAGAGGAGACAGCUUUUAGCAGUGCCACUCCAAGCAGUCCGGCCUGGACCAGGGUACCGCCCAGGGGCUGCCAGGCCAACUCUUCGAAGACUUCACAGUUAGAAGGGCAGCCAUUCAUGGCUCCACCCACAGGCACCGUCCUCCACGGCUGCAGCGGCAAGUCGUUGGAUGUGGUCUUGCCCUGCGAGGUGGCUUCAAAAGAGGCGAAUGGUGUCCCGGUGCAGCCAGCGAUUCCGUGGCUCUUGCGUGAGAUGUUAGGCUUCUUCGACUUGAACGUGGCCUGUCUGGAAGAUUUACACCGCAUCAUCACAUCGCCGAGCCGUGCACAACAGCAGCUCAUCGCCAAAUACGUCCACCCGGGGAGCGUCUUUAUCCUGACCAGUAGCAAAUACUCCAUGGGUUUGGAUGUGGCUGCACAAACACAGCUGCGCCGGCUUAGCCUCAUUCACCUGGGGGAUCUGUCGCCCACGUGGGCACAUGCCUACCGGCGCUGGGGUUUUGUUUUUCGAACCUUCUGGACGGAUGAUUUGCACCACAGCUAUGAGAAGCUAGUGAAGGAGGGCCGCUUGACGUACCUCCCCCUGGGCCCCACGCCUCAACUGAUGUGGCACGGCGUUUCGCAGCUGCAGAACGCAUCACAGAGACCUGUGAAGAUCUACUUCGGCGGUUCGAGCCAGCAACGCCAGUCCCGCUUGCUGCAAGCUCAGAAGCUGCUGGGUAAGGACCUGGUACUGGAAAGCACGGGUGCCUCGAAGAUUCGAUCUGGCUAUGACCAGCACUACCUUCAUCAGCUCUUUAGCAGUGCCAUGUGUCUUCAAGUGCCGGGUCAAUCCAUAGAGAGUUUCCGGCUCUACGAGUCAUUGGAGGCCGGCUGCAUUCCCGUGGUGGUGCGCAGCUGGAGUCAGGGCGGUGAUCCCUUGGUGAAGCUGCAGGUGGGGCUG